AUGUCCAGAGCCUUCAGCAUCUCAGGGAGUCACCCGAGCCCACCAAGCCCUAAAGGUUUCGACCACAGGUGUGCACUAGUGGGUUCUUUGGUGGCCACAACAAACCAGAGCCAACAAUGCAAACUAAUCCCAGGGUCCAUGUCCCUAACUGUGCUGGAGAAGAAGGGGGACAUCAUGUUGGGUGGACUCUUCUCCCUUCAUGACAUGGUGGUGGAGCCCAGACUGUCCUUCACCUCUAUGCCUCCUCCUGCACAGUGCACCAGAUUUAACUUCCGGACGUUCCGUUGGAUGCAAACUAUGAUUUUUGCCAUCGAGGAGAUCAACAGAGAUGGCAAACUCCUUCCCAACAUCACACUGGGCUAUAAGAUCUAUGAUUCAUGCAGCACACCCCAUCAGGCUCUGAAGGCUGCGACGGAAUUAGUGGGGAGUGAGAAGGGUUCAGUUAUUGAAGGAGAGACACAGGAGGGUAAAGGCACCUGUCGUGGGACCGUACCAGCAGUGAUAGGAGACGGAGGUUCAACUCAGUCUCUCGUCGUGGCCCGUUUCCUGGGAGUCUUCCAUGUGCCGCAAGUUAGUUAUUUCUCUAGCUGUGCCUGUCUCAGUGACAAAAAGGAGUUUCCUGCCUUUUUAAGGACCAUGCCCAGUGACUUCUUCCAGGUAGAUGCAUUACUACAACUUGUAAAGCAUUUUGGCUGGACUUGGGUGGGUGUGAUUGCAGGGGAUGAUGCUUAUGGCCGCAGCGGGGCAAACAUCUUUGCCAAUGAGGUAAGAAAGUUAGGUGCUUGUAUUGCCCUUCAUGAGGUCAUCCCAAAGAACCGAGCACAGAGCACCAUCUCAUCCAUCGUUUCCAAGAUCCGCUCCUCUGGGGCUCGGGUGAUUCUCGUGUUUGCUGUGGAACAAGAUGCAGCCGCAUUGUUUGAUGAAGCUCACAGAAAGGGGCUCACUGGGAUCCAGUGGCUGGCCAGUGAGGCUUGGAGCACUGCCGCCGUCCUCUCCACCCCCAAAAAGCACCACUACAUCCUCCAGGGCUCUAUGGGAUUUGCUAUUCGGCGAGCACACAUCCCUGGAUUGCAAGACUUCCUGCUUCGCUUGCAUCCCUCGAGCCCAGACGCCCUUGCAGAUCCCUUCCUGAUACCCUUCUGGGAAGAGGUGUUUCAGUGCAGCCUGGGUGGGCAGGCUGAAGGUCAGGAACAUAAUGUCGAGGGUAAACCUCAAUGCUCCGGAGCAGAAGAGCUGGGGAGUGUGACGAAUAUCUAUUCAGAUGUGUCACAGCUUAGGAUUUCCUACAAUGUCUAUAAGGCUGUGUAUGCCAUUGUCCAUGCACUCAAGGCUAUGAGAAGCUGUGAGAAAGGAAAAGGGCCAUUUCCUCUGCAGGCCUGUCCAGAUGUAAUCAAUAUACAGCCAUGGCAGCUACUUCAUUAUAUAAAACAUGUGGAAUACUUGAACUCCUUUGGUGAUGAAACCAAGUUUGAUGAGAAUGGCGACCCUGCAGCCAUGUAUGACCUGGUGAACUGGCAGCUGAGACUAAAUGGAGAAAUGGAGUUUGUCACUAUCGGCAAAUUUGACGAGACGGCCACAGUUGGAAAGCAAAAACUCCAGAUCCAGGAGCAUAUAAUUGUGUGGAAUGGCAACCAAACCAAAAUUCCCUUGUCAGUAUGCAGCAGCAUUUGUCCCCCAGGUACCCGGAAGGCAAUCAGACCUAACUUCCCUAUCUGCUGCCAUGAUUGUGUGGUUUGCACAGCUGGGGAGAUUAGCAAUCAGACUGAUGCCAUAGAGUGUGUGCGCUGCCUGCCAGAGUUCUGGUCCAAUGCUGACAGGACGGCCUGCAUCCCAAAACAGGUGGAGUUCCUCUCCUUUAGCGGCACCAUGGGCAUCACCCUGACGGCCAUUUCCCUCAUUGGAUCCUUCUGCACCUGCGCUGUGGCGUUCAUAUUGUCCUAUCACAGAGCCACCCCAAUUGUCAAGGCCAACAACUCUGAGCUGAGCUUCCUGCUGCUCUUCUCCUUGACUCUGUGUUUUCUGUGUUCUCUGACCUUCAUCGGCCGGCCCUCUGAGUGGUCCUGCAUGCUGCGACACACAGCAUUCGGCAUCACCUUUGUCCUCUGCAUCUCAUGUCUUCUCGGGAAAACGAUAGUGGUGCUGAUGGCCUUCAAAGCUACACUUCCAGGCAGUAAUGUGAUGAAAUGGUUUGGGCCUGUACAGCAAAAGGCAAUCAUUACCUUGUGUACACUGGUCCAGGUAAUAAUUUGUACAGUGUGGCUGGUUGUCGCUCCCCCCACUCCGCGCCAACUGAUGCCACGCAAGAGCGUCAUUGUCAUUCUCUUGUGCGACCAAGGUUCACCCGUAGCAUUCUCUCUCGUCCUGGGUUACAUCGGCCUGCUGGCCUGCCUCUGCCUCCUCCUGGCCUUCCUGGCAAGGAAACUCCCAGACAACUUCAACGAGGCCAGACUCAUCACCUUCAGCAUGCUCAUUUUCUGCGCCGUGUGGAUCGCCUUCGUUCCCGCCUACAUCAGCUCUCCGGGGAAGUACUCCACGGCCACGGAGGUGUUUGCAAUCUUGGCCUCCAGUUAUGGACUGCUGGGCUGCAUCUUUGCACCAAAGUGUUACAUAAUCCUUCUACGGCCAGAAAAGAACACAUGGAAACAUCUGAUGUCGAAAGCUGCCACUGACAAAUUUUAGGAGAUCAUGGACUUUUACUGAUUUUUUCCAGAUGACUACAAUACAUAUACACUAUGAUACUUCAAAAUGUGUGAUUUUGUGGGGAAAAAAAGGAGUGGUGGCAGAGACAAAGUCUGUAAGCCUGCUGUCCUUGAACAUUAACAAUUACUUCUUACCACUAGAUGGUAGGAGUGUUCUGUUAUUGCUGCCUUCUGUCAUUCAUCAUGGCCCAUCACACACCUUUAUCCUAACAAAUAACUUUCCCUAAUGUCUUUUGUAAAUUUCCCUGUGUACCAUUUUCUCUCCUAUAAUGUAAAUUCUUACCAAAAAUCUACUUUAACUUUAUUAAUUCAUUUGUCAGUGGUGUAGGAAUAAAAAUAGGCAGUAUAUUAAGAUCGGAUAUCUGGCCGAUACUGACUCGGAUUCCUGAUGUUGCCUUAGACAGUGAGGAUCGGUACUCGGUAUCGGAUGAUACCCAAAGUCCAGGUAUCGCUAUCAGUAUCGGGACUGAAAGAGUCGGAUCAGUGCAUCCCUAUUUAAGACUUACAAAAAACAUGAAUAAACAUACUCCUCUCGGAUCAAAUUGUUAUAUUUUUCCAGCCAUAUGAUACUCCAUUGACGUUGUCCAUAGAAAUGUGAAGGACAACUCAUGAAUGGGAUUUGGCAGCAGUGUCCGUGCUGAUCUGACCUGAGAUAGAAUGAUGAGGCCCGGGGUCUCUGAGGUAUGCUCUGUGGAAAUCCCAGCUGUCAUUGGUUAAUUAAACCCUCAUACUCCAGAGGCCUUUACAUAUAAACAUCACGCCUGGCUGUUCCCUGCAAUAACAAACUAAAACGUCAGACAUUUUUCCGUCUCUCCACAGCUGCUCUCGGGCUAGCAUUGAUUAUCCACCACUGAUUGAUCUGUUGUUCCUCCCCAAGGCAGAGGAAUAAAUUGGAAGAUGGAGAGACAUCGUGUCUCUGACGUCCAUCAGGGGCAGAGAGGAGGAGAAGGUGUUGGUGGGGGGCAGAUGGACACCAGUGUUUUAUUGACUCUGUAUUACUCGAUUUACAUUUAUUUCCAACAUUCACUCUUCUUAUCCCUUGCAUUUUUAACUCUUUCCUGUACUCUUCUGCAUCAUGCAUUUCAAUGGCUAUAUAAGACAGCAGUGCUUUAUCCUCAUAGUGGACUGUCUGUCUUUGUUACCAGCCAAGACAGCAUGUGGCUGGUAUUGUUUUCACCUUGGGAGUCUGUGUGUGUCCUUACGCCCCUGGUCCCAUCGCAAGAUUUCAAAGAGUAAUCCUUCAGAUCGUAGCACUAUUUUCUUGAUUUAAUUAAGGAAACCAGAAUAGAUCAUCUCCAUCUGAGGGUUAGAUCAUUUGAAGGA
Messenger RNA from Sebastes umbrosus (honeycomb rockfish), 4022 nucleotides. Its product is annotated as extracellular calcium-sensing receptor-like. The record is from RefSeq and is a predicted model, not a curated record. Bases 1 to 2679 code for a protein of 892 amino acids. Gene Ontology annotation, cellular component: membrane. Gene Ontology annotation, molecular function: G protein-coupled receptor activity. The transcript is spliced from 12 exons. Gene Ontology annotation, biological process: G protein-coupled receptor signaling pathway. Lineage: Eukaryota; Metazoa; Chordata; Actinopteri; Perciformes; Sebastidae.